Messenger RNA from Megalobrama amblycephala (Wuchang bream), 904 nucleotides. Its product is annotated as troponin I, fast skeletal muscle-like. The transcript is spliced from 7 exons. NCBI's taxonomy places the organism in Eukaryota, Metazoa, Chordata, Actinopteri, Cypriniformes, Xenocyprididae. The record is from RefSeq and is a predicted model, not a curated record. Bases 146 to 676 code for a protein of 176 amino acids. Gene Ontology annotation, cellular component: troponin complex. Gene Ontology annotation, biological process: muscle contraction.
UUCCAUAAAGAGUUAAAGGGUUUUGCUGAGCCAACAUAGAAUGCUAUCAAAACCCUCUUUCAGUACAGAGGCCGCACGCAGUUCCUCGUCUGUCCUGUAACCCAGAUUUUCUUAAAGAACAGAAGAGCACAACAAGCCUGCCACCAUGUCUGAAAAAAAGAUGACCUCAAGCCGUCGGCAUCAUCUCAAGAGUUUGAUACUGGCAAUAGCCAAGGACCUGAUAGAGGCUGAGGUAAAGCAGAGAGAAGAAGACAGAAUUCACUAUAUGGAAGAGAAAUGUCCUCCUCUGUCUCUGCCUGGCUCUGUGCAGGAAUUACAGGAUCUAUGCAAAAAGCUUCAUCAGCAGAUUGAUGUGGCGGAUGAGGAGAGAUAUGACAUGUCUGUUAAAGUGGACAAAAGUGACAAAGAGAUUGAGGAUCUGAAGAUAAAAGUUCAAGAUCUGAUAGGUAAAUUCAAGAAACCUGCUCUGAAAAAAGUGCGUAUGUCUGCUGAUGCCAUGCUGCAGGCCCUGCUGGGCUCCAAACACAAAGUGUCCAUGGACCUGAGAGCCAACCUCAAACAGGUCAAGAAAGAGGUCAAGGAGGAGGAUAAGGAUGCAGUGGGAGAUUGGCGUAAGAACAUUGAGGACAAGGCUGGUAUGGGCGGCAGGAAGAAGAUGUUUGAAUCCGAGGCGUAAACAGGCAGCUAUUUUACUUUUGGAGUUGAUUUCUGAUGGACUUUCUGCUGUCGUUGUUGCACAUUUCACUGACAAAAAAGUGCUUUCGCGUCCAAACUACACAUCCAACAAGCCAAACUACACAUCCAACAAGCCAACAGUAACUAAGCUAAUCAUACUAUUCAGAAUGUCAUGUAUUACAUGAAUGAUACAUGAGCUCACCUUAACAAAUAAAAAUGGGAAAAGAAA